AUGCAACAACAGCAUAUUAAAAAACCUAGAGGAAGAAGAUUUUCUAUUGAGGAAAAAAUUUUGGCCUUAUCUCUUUAUAAGCAAAGUCCAAAAGCAUAUAAUUUUAUGCAGAGAAUUUUUGUUCUACCAUCAAAAAGAAGCUUGCAACAAGUUUUAAAUUUAAUUCCUGUCGAACCAGGGAUGAAUAACGUCAUUCUAGAAAACUUAAAAAGAAGGGUAAAGAAAUUACCGGAAGAGAAAAAAUUGUGCACAUUAAUAUUUGAUGAAGUUGCACUAACCCCAGGAAUGCAGUAUUCAAAUAUCUGGGAUCAAAUUAUGGGGUUAGAGUACCCCGAAAGUGGUAAACAUAUAAAAAUAGCAGACCAUGCUUUGGUCUUUAUGAUUAAAGGUAUAAAAGCUAAAUUUAAGCAACCUUUAUGCUUUACAUUUUGUCAAGGUGCAACAAAAAAAGAAAUAUUAAAAACCUUAAUUACGGAUGUAAUUAAAAAAAUCCAUUCAUGUGGAUUAAAGGUAGUUGCAACCAUUUGCGACCAGGGAGGACCAAAUAUGAGUGCAAUUAAUAGUUUGUACAUUGAAACUAAGGAAAAAUAUAUGCGACAAAACAAAGAAUACCAAAGCUUAGCUUUUGAGGUUGAUGACAUAAAAGUUUUCCCAAUUUUUGAUUCCCCUCAUUUGAUCAAGGGUAUAAGAAAUAAUUUUCUAGAAAAAAAUGUCAGGUUUAUUCAAGGUGGUAAAGUGAAAAUUGCCAAAUGGGAACAUUUAAAAAUGUUAUUAGAUGUGGAUGUUGGUGAGGAUGACAUAAGAAUGUUAAAUAAAUUAACUGAGCACCACGUAAUAAAAGAAAAGAUUCCAAAAAUGAAAGUAAAAAAUGCAGCUCAAGUUUUCAGUCAAAGAGUGUCAGCGACUUUACGGUUUUUAGCAAAGCAUAAUAUACUUCCAAAAGAGUGUGAAGAUACAGCUGAGUUUUUAUUCAUCUUUGACAAAUUAUUUGAUGCCUUUUAUGGGCAUAGCUAUCAAGAGUCAUCAAAACUUUAUAAAAGCUGCUUAAAAGUUAACUCCAUCCACCAUAAAUUAUGGGAUGAUUGUUUACCCAUAUUAAGGUCAAUGCAAUUUGAAACCAUGGGAAGAGGAGAUGGAACGAAAAUAACAAAAUUUGUUCAGGUACCAUCCAUUAAAAACUGGAUAAAGAACAUAUUAGUUUUUAAAGAAAUGAUAAAUUAUACAAAAAAUAAGUAUAAUGUAACAAGCCUCCUGACUAGAAAUUUUAAUCAGGAUCCGCUUGAAAACUUUUUUUCUUCCAUUAGAAUUGGUGCCAAUUGUGAAAAAGACAGUAAUAAGGCUUUACAGUGUCUGAAGCAUUUGCUUAGAAAGGGAAAUAAAGUUGUUGGGAGUCAAACAACCGUAAAAGAAAACCAUUGUAUUGAUCCUUUAUUAGAAAUACUGAGCAAAGAUGACAAUAAAAAUGACACAUUUUUAAAUGAAGAAUCUAAGCGGCACCCUAUGUGA
Messenger RNA from Papilio machaon (common yellow swallowtail), 1506 nucleotides. RefSeq lists its product as uncharacterized. NCBI's taxonomy places the organism in Eukaryota, Metazoa, Arthropoda, Insecta, Lepidoptera, Papilionidae. The record is from RefSeq and is a predicted model, not a curated record. The transcript is spliced from 4 exons. The coding region runs from base 1 to 1506 and encodes 501 amino acids.